AGAUGGACGCCAUGUUCAUUUGUCAACGGACGUCAAGGUGUGAUCAUCGGAAAGAGUAAGAUUGCUUCAAAAAAUAUGAAGAUAUUAAGUGCUUUCAUUGAAUAAUUCUACAAGUUAAUGUGUAUUUAGAACGAUAUGGCGUCUUUGGAAUUACAAGAUCGGAAGCUAGAAGAAUAUGAAAUGCAGCUGUUUAACUUUCAUUCAAGAUCCGUGUACGCUACUUUGAAAUAUAUUGUGAAUGAAAGGAUUCAUUGUACAAUUAAGAAGAUGUGUGAGACAAUUGAAAAAGCAUACAAAUUAAAUUCUGAAGAUUUAGCAGUACUUAAAACAAAUCAAAAACAUUUAGAAAAAGCAUAUUGUAAAGGAGCAAUACCACAUUUAACAAAUAUUAAGACUAUUGUAAAAAAAUGUAUUGCUGUUCCAAGUAAUGUUUUGUUAGAAGAGGACAAAUGUCAGAGGAUACAAUAUAAUGACACAGAAUUUAAAAACAUAAAUCAAAAAUUAGAAGAUUUACAACAAAGAGCAAAAAGAGCUACUAUUUUAAAUUCAAUAUUGAAAGAAGAAUUGCAAUUUUUAGAACAAUUUCCAGUCACUGAAGAAAAUAUAAAUAAAAUGUGUCAUGUAACGAAAAAUAUUGUACAAAAUCCUGAUGUAAUUGAAAAAAUGUAUCAGUUAGUGGAAGAUUAUAAUCAAUUUUCCACAAACUUUAAAACGACAUCAAUAACAACAAAAAUGAAAUAUAAUACAAUAGAUAAUCUUAAAUGCAAAGAAUUUGAUGUAAAUAAUUUAUAAGUUUAAAAUUUUUUU
Messenger RNA from Apis mellifera (honey bee), 807 nucleotides. Its product is annotated as protein MIS12 homolog. Lineage: Eukaryota; Metazoa; Arthropoda; Insecta; Hymenoptera; Apidae. The record is from RefSeq and is a predicted model, not a curated record. Bases 136 to 792 code for a protein of 218 amino acids. The transcript has 4 exons.